GCAGUUGCUCUUGCCAUGGGCAUGGUGUUUGUCCAGAGGUGGCAGUCGCGUCUGAAGUGGACGCCAAUGCCAACCCCCACUUGUGAUCUCGUCAACCAAGCAUUCCAAGGUUCCAUCACCUACCAGACAUUCCCCCUUGCUCACCUCAUCUGCCAACCGAAUGGAAGCUCCAAACCUCGAUUUAGGCCUCAAGGGCACCCAUGUCCUCAUCACAGGCGGCGGUGGUCUCAUCGGUCGAGUCGUAGUCAGUCACCUCGCAGCGGCAGGCGCCCAUGUCUCGUCGCUGGAUAUCAGCUACCCAUCGGUGCGAGAAACGAAGCCAAAUUCAAAUUAUCUAGCUAUCCACUGCGAUGUUUCUUCGGAAGAGGAGGUACAAAAUGCGUUUCAAACCGCGACUGAGGCGUAUGGACCAGUGGAAGUCUGCAUCGCGCUAGCCUCAUUGGACUUCUCCGUCCUGCAACACUCGUCGUUCGCGGAUGCAUCCUUCGCCCAGCUGAAGCGCGUCCUCGAUGUCAAUGUCGCUGGUACGUGGCUCACGGCUAGAGAAUGGCUACGGGGUUUGCGGAAAGCGAAGAGCGAGGGGCGGGAAUUGAGGAAUGUCAACCUCAUCAUUAUCGGCAGUGAAAGUGGUCACUUCGGCGAGCGGCUCAACGCAGAUUACAGCCUGGGAAAGAGUGCUGUUCAAGGUGGUUUGCUGAUGAGUUUAAGGCAAGAGGUGGUAAGAGAGUGGCCGGGCGCGAGGGUCAACGCUGUGGCUCCUGGGCCUGUCGACACAGUCAGAUGGGCACAAGAAUGCAAGGAGAAUCCUAAUCAGUAUUACCUGGAGGCUCAGGCAACGACUGCACUGUGCCAAUCAAUCCCACAGCAGGCCGUGGCAAAGAGCAUACUCUUCCUAGCGAGUUCGAACUUCAGCAGCCACGUCCACGGGCAGGUAAUCAACGUGGACGGUGGCAAGCAGGGCAAAGUAGUCUGGACAAAGGAAGAGGUGCAGUAAAGAGCGAUCCCGCCUCGUCACCACACGAACGUCACCAUCCAUCUCCUUUUACGGUUGAAUAGCAUAUCCACUUUGGCGGCACUGCUCCGUCUCUCUUUUCUCCAACAAUGUCGGAACAGCAACCAUUCUUCUGCCGCAGAGGCGCCGUACGGCGACCACUAUAGCGCCGAAUAGUCACCUCGGCGUUCCCACUACACCGUUUGCCG
Messenger RNA from Trematosphaeria pertusa, 1200 nucleotides. Its product is annotated as NAD(P)-binding protein. Bases 161 to 994 code for a protein of 277 amino acids. The transcript is spliced from 2 exons. NCBI's taxonomy places the organism in Eukaryota, Fungi, Ascomycota, Dothideomycetes, Pleosporales, Trematosphaeriaceae. The record is from RefSeq and is a predicted model, not a curated record.